Molecule: messenger RNA, 606 nt
Organism: Sparassis crispa
Lineage: Eukaryota; Fungi; Basidiomycota; Agaricomycetes; Polyporales; Sparassidaceae
Exons: 1
Coding region: 1-606 (201 amino acids)
Source: RefSeq, a predicted model, not a curated record
AUGAUGUCCGCCCUUCCAUCCUUCAGCGACCUCGUCGGUAAUUCGCCCGACCUCAACGGUGCUCUGUUGAGCGCCCUCGAAAUCCUCUUCGAGCCAUCGCCGGUCCUCUCGAAGAUCGUGUUCGAUAUCUCGUCACCUACGCGUUUAGGCCCCCGAGGCGUCAUCUGCAGCUACUCCGAUCUCAUCGAUGUCGCGUUAAACGUAAUUUCGCGCUGGGACGACGAGCUGAAAGCGCGCUUCAUAGCCGGCCAUCCGCGCAUUGGCGAAGUCAAGAAUCUUUCGCACCUCAGCGCAAGGGAGCAGGCGGCGGUCGCUACGCGCCCUGCCAUCCUUGUACGCCUUGGACAUCUGAACGCAUGCUAUGAGCAUCGCUAUCCGGGCUUGAGGUACAUCAUAUUCGUGAACGGCAGGUCGAGGGAGGCAAUCAAGGAAGAGAUGGAGAGUGUCUUGGGUAUCGAGCGGUCGCUCAGCCCUGACCAGCCCCCUGUCAAGAAUGUCAGCAGCGUUCAAGUCGGCGGGAGGGAGUGGAAAGAUGAACUAGCGAGAGCCAUUGUAGAUGUAGGGAGGAUCGCCAAGGAUAGGGUGCGCGCAUUGGGUGUGGAGUAG